CCCUUUAGGCUUGGGGUUCAAAACUAGAAUGGGCCCAGUAUUUUUAGUGGCAGUGAUGCCGGAGUGGCAUUGAGUGACGUCUGGCUACAUCGUAUUCCGUAGAAUCAAGUGGAAAAAUGAAGGUGAAAAUUAUCAGUUGGACUGCUGUGUCAACUUGGAGAUGGAUAGCCAACGAUGACAACUGCGGUAUCUGCAGGAUGGCCUUUGACAGCUGUUGUCCAGACUGCAAGAUGCCAGGUGACGACUGCCCACUUGUCUGGGGCCAGUGUUCCCACGUGUUCCACAUGCACUGCAUCCUGAAGUGGCUGAACUCCCAGCAGGUACACCAGCAGUGCCCCAUGUGCCGACAAGAGUGGAAGUUCAAGGAGUGAGAUUUUGGCUUCCGGAGUGGGUCGCCGCCACAUCAAGGGAACAGGACGGUGCCGCAAGGUGCCCUUUGCAAGACCACCGUUAACCUGUGAA
This is a messenger RNA of Acanthaster planci (crown-of-thorns starfish), 462 nucleotides long. RefSeq names its product anaphase promoting complex subunit 11 (gene anapc11). Gene Ontology annotation, molecular function: zinc ion binding; cullin family protein binding; ubiquitin protein ligase activity. Lineage: Eukaryota; Metazoa; Echinodermata; Asteroidea; Valvatida; Acanthasteridae. The record is from RefSeq and is a predicted model, not a curated record. Gene Ontology annotation, biological process: anaphase-promoting complex-dependent catabolic process. Gene Ontology annotation, cellular component: anaphase-promoting complex.